This is a messenger RNA of Vavraia culicis subsp. floridensis, 968 nucleotides long. RefSeq lists its product as uncharacterized. The transcript has a single exon. The coding region runs from base 284 to 961 and encodes 225 amino acids. Lineage: Eukaryota; Fungi; Microsporidia; Pleistophoridae. The record is from RefSeq and is a predicted model, not a curated record.
CUUUCUUUUAUUAUUGCCUCAGUCUCUUUUACUUCCCAUUAUCACAUUUUACCUCUUAAUCAUAGAGGUAUCUAUCUCAUGUUCUCUUUCACCCAUUCAAAUAUUCGUAUAAGUUUGUCCUCGUCUCCGUGAGGUGCCAAGCAAAUAUUUCAUUAUUUCCGUUCUGAUCAGCCAAUUCAAGUCUUCUUUUCAUCGGCAGUACGUAUCUUUCAGUUUACGUCCCUACAACAAAUAAAUUACGUAUCUUUCAAUUUAAAUCCUUCGUUCCAAAACAAAGCGAUUGAUGAGUGGAAGUAAAUUCAAGGAGAACAGAAACGAGGAGGACUCUAACAACGUAGAGGAGCAAAUAGCGGUGCAAGACAGGGUACAGGAAGACAGUGCACUUGAUAUGAUUGUACCGGAUGCAGUGCCGUACAAGGCGCUAUUAGACAGAAACAAGCGUAUACUGAUCGAUACCAUUAUAAUGGACCACAUGCUGUUUAGCUGUGCAACAUCCUCAGCGCAGGAAUAUGCCAGGCUCACCCAUGCAUUCCUGCCGCGCGACCUCCGCUUCUUCGAGCAGCUCAAAGAAAUCAAGAAGUACAUUCUGCACGCCAAAGAUCCGCUGAGGUGUUUGAAGUACAUCACACACCAUUUUAGUGUGAGCGAUGACGAUCUGCACACGUUGACAGAACUGCACGUUAAGAUACUUUUUCUGCAGCGGUUGAGAGAUGAGGGCAAUCAGGCAGCCCUUAACCUUGUAAGAGAGCUCAGAAAGAAAUACGAAUUUGUGCUUGAUAUCAACGUGUACUCGCUUAUAGGGUACACCACCAUAAAAAAUGAUUUUUAUGAGCACAUGGUGAGCGAUGAGAAAGUGGCGGACUUUGUGGAUGAGAUUAAUUCUGUGCUGUGGAGCAGUAAAUUUGGCAGGAAGCACUCCUUGCUCAUGUGUUUGGUGGAUGGUUACAAUAAAAAUAAGUGAUGAUAGC